AUGCACCACCUCUUCUUCAUCAUCAGGCUGCACUUGCCAGUGGGGUACCAUGGCCGAGCCUCCUCUGUUGUGGUGUCUGGCACCCCAAUCCGAAGGCCCAUGGGACAGAUGAGACCGGAUACGUCAAAGCCUCCUGCAUAUGGUGCCUGCAGACUCUUGGAUAUUGAGCUGGAAAUGGCUUUCUUUGUAGGCCCUGGGAACAGAUUCGGAGAGCCCAUUCCCAUUUCCAAGGCCCAUGAGCACAUUUUCGGGAUGGUCCUCAUGAAUGACUGGAGCGCUCGAGACAUCCAGCAGUGGGAAUACGUCCCUCUUGGGCCUUUCCUUGGGAAGAGUUUUGGUACCACCAUCUCUCCAUGGGUGGUGCCCAUGGAUGCCCUCAUGCCCUUCGCUGUGCCCAACCCAGAACAGGAUCCCAGGCCCCUGCCAUAUCUCUGCCAUGACCAGCCCUACAUGUUUGACAUCAACCUGUCUGUGGCCCUGAAAGGAGAAGGAAUGAGCCAGGCAGCAACCAUAUGCAGGUCCAAUUUUAAGUACAUGUACUGGACCAUGCUGCAGCAGCUCACACACCACUCUGUCAAUGGCUGCAACCUGCGGCCUGGGGAUCUCUUGGCUUCUGGAACCAUCAGUGGAUCGGAGCCAGAAAGCUUUGGCUCCAUGCUGGAGCUGUCCUGGAGGGGAACGAAGCCCAUAGAGCUGGGGACGACGGGACAGACCAGGACAUUCCUGUUGGAUGGGGAUGAAGUCAUCAUAACAGGGCACUGCCAGGGGGACGGCUACCGCAUCGGCUUUGGCCAGUGUGCCGGGAAAGUACUGCCUGCCCUCUCGCCAGCAUGAGGCGCUCUGGUCGCAGGGGAACCGUGGACCCCCACCCACCUGUGACCUGCCAGGGCCUGAUGGUCAUUCAUGCAGCAUCCAAUAAAGCCACCCUGCUCCUCGUCCUCGCCGAGGCUGGCAGU
Messenger RNA from Castor canadensis (American beaver), 956 nucleotides. Lineage: Eukaryota; Metazoa; Chordata; Mammalia; Rodentia; Castoridae. The record is from RefSeq and is a predicted model, not a curated record.